UAUUCCAGAUCAUUUUUGGUUGGGGUCUGUCAAUUAGUUAAUUUUCAAAGGAGAAAGAACCAUGGCCAGGCGGAACGGUUCUAUGAGAUGGAAAUGGUGUACCGGAAGUGUACUGCUGGCGGUGCUUUUUGCUGUCGCGUGCGUCAGGAGCGAGGAUGAGGCGCCGGAGAUCUCGCAGACUGCGGCUAUGAACUACCUCUCGCAGUUCGGCUACCUGCAACCGAUAAAUCCAACAAGUGGCGGUAUUAUAUCCAAGGACGCGUUAUCCAAAGCGAUCGCCGAAUUCCAAUCCUUCGCUGGACUGAAUAUAACAGGUGACUUCGAUGCCGAAACAUACAAUUUGAUGGCAUUACCAAGAUGUGGUGUGAAGGACAAAGUUGGCCCGGGCUUUGGACGAUCGAAGCGGUACGCUCUUCAAGGUUCGAGAUGGCGCGUGAAGAAACUGACCUACAAGAUCAGCAAGUACCCCCGAAAUCUGCCGCAGCAGAAAGUCGACGCGGAGCUGAACAAAGCGUUCAAAGUCUGGUCGGAGUACACCGAUCUCGUUUUCACUCAGAAGAAAUCCGGACAGGUGCACAUCGAGAUCAGAUUCGAGAAAGGCGAGCACGGUGACGGAGAUCCGUUCGACGGUCCCGGCGGCACUUUGGCCCACGCUUAUUUCCCAGUAUACGGCGGCGAUGCGCAUUUCGACGACGCGGAACAAUGGACCAUCGACAGUUUUCGCGGCACGAAUCUCUUCCAGGUCGCUGCCCACGAGUUCGGUCAUUCCCUUGGCUUGAGUCACAGCGACGUCAAAUCCGCCCUAAUGGCACCUUUCUACCGCGGUUACGAGCCCUACUUCCGGUUGGACGAAGACGACGUCCAGGGUAUUCAGUCUUUGUACGGAAAGAAAUCCUCGAAUACCGGGAGUAUCCCGACUGGGCCGAAAUACGGAACCACGACCGUGGCGCCGCCUAGCGAAGAGGACUCGGAACUAUGCACCGACCCGAAAGUGGACACCAUGUUCAAUUCCGCGGAGGGUCACAUAUACGUGUUCAAGGGCGAUCGUUACUGGCGAUUAACAGCGGAUGGUGUCGCAGUCGGCUAUCCUAAACUGAUUUCCCACUCGUGGAAGGGCCUGCCAGGGAACAUAGACGCCGCGUUUACAUAUAAGAACGGCAAGACUUACUUCUUCAAGGGCUCGAAGUACUGGAGAUACGUGGGCAAGAGAAUGGACGGUGAUUACCCGAAGGAAAUCAGCGAAGGUUUCACCGGGAUCCCGGACAACAUCGACACCGUGAUCGUGUGGACCGGAAAUGGGAAGAUCUAUUUCUACAAGGGCAGCAAAUUCUGGAGGUUCGAUCCAGCCUCGAAGCCGCCGGUGAAGAACACCUAUCCGAAACUGAUCUCGAACUGGGAAGGCAUUCCAGAUAAUCUCGACGCAUCGGUCGUCUAUCGCGGUUACACGUACUUCUUCAAAGGCGACGCAUACUAUCGAUUCCACGACAGUUCCUUCUCCGUGGACGUGGCCGAUCCAGCAUUCCCAAGAUCGACAGCCUACUGGUGGUUCGGGUGCAGGUCCGCGAACAAAGGAACAUUAGAGGACAACAAUCUGCACUCGGAAUCGCGCGGGUUCGGGAAAAAGUGAACGAGCGAGAAUGAAAAACUUGUUCGUUCAAGGAAUCUCGUUGAGUCGUAAACUCGGGUUAGAAGGCAGCGAAAUGG
This is a messenger RNA of Dufourea novaeangliae, 1704 nucleotides long. It is a transcript of the gene Mmp1, whose product is annotated as matrix metalloproteinase-14. The record is from RefSeq and is a predicted model, not a curated record. Gene Ontology annotation, cellular component: extracellular matrix. The transcript has 10 exons. Bases 62 to 1627 code for a protein of 521 amino acids. NCBI's taxonomy places the organism in Eukaryota, Metazoa, Arthropoda, Insecta, Hymenoptera, Halictidae. Gene Ontology annotation, biological process: proteolysis; extracellular matrix organization; collagen catabolic process. Gene Ontology annotation, molecular function: zinc ion binding; metalloendopeptidase activity.